AUGGCGUCUCAGAAUUUGAUUUCGGGACGAGAAGGUUUGUUUAUGGAGGUGGAGAUUCGAAUUGGAGGGGUUGUAGGAUUACGGCGAGUUCUUCGGAUAGGGAUGCCAAUGGCGGAGGAAGAAGUCGGAGUUCGAAGUUAUGUAUCGGAGCACGGAGAAAAGGCUCCCAAUGUUGUUUACAAAGGCAAGGUUGACGAUGACUUUUAUAUUGCUAUGAAGCGUUUCAAUAGGUCGACUUGGCCCGAUGCUCACCAAUUUAUGGAGGAAGCCAAGACGGUGGGACAGCUGCGCAGUGAGCGCUUGGCAAAUUUGAUUGGGUGUUGCUGUGAAGGCGAUGAGAGACUCCUUGUUGCCGAGUUCAUGCCUAAUGAGACUCUCUCUAAGCAUCUUUUUCAUUGGGAUACCCAGCCUAUGAAAUGGGCAAUUAGAGUGCGGGUGGCUUUGUAUCUGGCACAGGCCUUAGAAUAUUGCAGCAGCAAAGGGCGAGCACUAUAUCAUGAUCUUAAUGCUUAUAGAGUCUUGUUUGAUCAGGAUGGUAAUCCAAGACUCUCCUGCUUUGGUCUUAUGAAGAAUAGUAGAGAUGGCAAGAGCUAUAGUACCAACCUGGCUUUCACCCCUCCGGAAUACUUGAGGACAGGAAGAGUGACAUUAGAAAGUGUGUUUUAUAGCUUUGGAACCCUACUACUUGAUUUGCUAAGUGGAAAACACAUUCCACCCAGCCAUGCACUUGACUUAAUACGUGGUAAAAAUAUUUCUAUGCUGAUGGAUUCAUGCUUAGAUGCAGCUAACUAUCGCGAUGAGCUGAGAGAAAUUGCGCCCCACUCUCUUUUGAAAUGCUCAAGUGAUGCAACAACCUUGCUUCUAUUUCCAAAAAGGCAGAAAGAGACCAUGGCUUCUCCUUCUCCUUCUCACCUCACAACUAUCCCACAACACCUCUCAAAACCCUCCCUUUCCCAAUUAAACUUGAAGCCAGUCGAGCUCCGUGUGAGGUCGAGUUUGGAAAAUGAGAGCAGUGGCACUGAGGAUUCUGGUCACUCAUCAUCAAAACCUCUGAAGUACAAGAACUUUUUCAUGUAUGAGGUUCAAGUGGUGGAGCUAUUGUUUCUCUUUGAUGUUUUUGAUGUUUCCCUUCAACUCAGUGGCAUUUUAUCCUUUUGA
This is a messenger RNA of Humulus lupulus (European hop), 1158 nucleotides long. RefSeq names its product serine/threonine-protein kinase BSK5-like. Lineage: Eukaryota; Viridiplantae; Streptophyta; Magnoliopsida; Rosales; Cannabaceae. The transcript has 12 exons. Gene Ontology annotation, biological process: brassinosteroid mediated signaling pathway; protein phosphorylation. Gene Ontology annotation, molecular function: protein kinase activity; ATP binding. Bases 1 to 1158 code for a protein of 385 amino acids. The record is from RefSeq and is a predicted model, not a curated record.